This is a messenger RNA of Leguminivora glycinivorella, 1014 nucleotides long. RefSeq lists its product as uncharacterized. NCBI's taxonomy places the organism in Eukaryota, Metazoa, Arthropoda, Insecta, Lepidoptera, Tortricidae. Bases 11 to 1000 code for a protein of 329 amino acids. The transcript is spliced from 2 exons. The record is from RefSeq and is a predicted model, not a curated record.
UUAUUUUCGCAUGUCGAUAAAUAGUUUUAAUGAAUUGUUUGACAUCUUGAAACCUCAUAUCGAAAAGCAAAAUACUAACUGGAGGAAGUGUAUAUCAGCAAAAGAAAGACUGGCCGUAUUUUUAAGGUACCUUGCAACAGGAGAUACUUAUAAAACAAUUGGACAUUCAUACCGUAUGGGGUUUACAACUGUUGGUUCAAUAGUGAAGGAAGUAAGUCAAGUAGUAUGGAAAACAUUACAACCAAUAUAUAUGCCAGAGCCCACUCAAAGAACAUGGAAGGAGGCAGAGGCUGGUUUCAAUGAGAAAUGGAGAUUUCCAAAUUGUAUUGGUAGUAUUGAUGGAAAACAUGUUUAUAUAAAAUGCCCGCCUAAUACGGGAACAUUACAUUUCUGCUAUAAACAAAGAUUCUCUAUUGUGUUGCUUGCGGUCGUGGAUCCAGAUUACAAAUUUAUUUUGAUUGACGUUGGCAGCUAUGGAAAAGACAGUGAUAGUACGAUUUUUCAAAGGACGUCAUUCUAUCAGAAAAUUAUUAACAAUCAGCUGAACAUUCCUGAGUCAAAGCCGUUGCCAGGUCGAGAAAAGCCAGUGCCUCAUGUUUUUAUUGGAGACGGGGGUUUCAAAUUAGAAACAUUUUUGAUGAGACCUUUCCCAACUAAUAUAACCACACAGGAUGAAAGAAAGAAAACAUAUAAUAAGAGACUGAGUAGUGCAAGACGUGUCGUGGAGAGCACAUUUGGCAUUUUGGCUCAAAAAUGGCGGGUAUUUUUUAAGCCAAUAGAACUCAAUGUAGACACUGCUGUUGAUGUUGUAAAAGCAGCGUGCUGCUUGCACAACUACCUCAGAGUAAAAGGAGAUUGUCACAUCCAUGAUGAUGAACCAGAGAUAAAUAACGAUCAACAAAAUACCGCCUUUCAAUCUUUUCGUCGAACAAAUACGAAUAGAACAAAUAAUACAGCAUAUGCAAUUCGAGAUGAAUAUAUUACUUAUUUUAAUCAAUAGGUGUUAUAAUAUAC